This is a messenger RNA of Chelonia mydas (Green sea turtle), 3520 nucleotides long. RefSeq names its product protein arginine methyltransferase 5 (gene PRMT5). Gene Ontology annotation, biological process: mRNA processing; regulation of DNA-templated transcription; peptidyl-arginine N-methylation. Gene Ontology annotation, cellular component: cytosol; nucleus. Bases 33 to 3212 code for a protein of 1059 amino acids. Gene Ontology annotation, molecular function: RNA binding. Lineage: Eukaryota; Metazoa; Chordata; Testudines; Cheloniidae. The transcript is spliced from 31 exons. The record is from RefSeq and is a predicted model, not a curated record.
UGGCCGGCCGGGCUGGGGCGCGUCUGGCAGAGAUGGCGGCGGCGGCGGCGGCGGCUCCGGCUCCGGGUCCGUGCGGGGCGGGGGGUCCCCGCGUGUCCAGCGGCCGGGACCUGAGCUGCGUCCCGGAGGUGGCGGAGACGCUGGGGGCCGUGGCUCGGCAGGGGUUCGAUUUCCUGUGCAUGCCGGUCUUCCACCCACGCUACCGCCGGGAGUUCAGCCAUCAGCCGGCCAGCGGCCGCCCUGGCCCCCACACCCGCUCCGACCUGCUGCUCUCGGGGAGAGACUGGAACACGCUGAUUGUGGGGAAGCUCUCUCCCUGGAUCCGCCCGGACGCCAAGGUGGAGGCCGUCCGCAGGAACUCAGAGGCGGCAAUGCUGCAGGAGCUGAACUUUGGGGCUUACCUGGGGCUCCCCGCAUUCCUGCUGCCCCUGACGCAGGGCGAGAACCCCAACCUGGCCCGGGUGCUGAGCACCCACAUCCACACCGGGCACCACAGCACCAUGUUCUGGAUGCGGGUCCCCCUGCUGGCCCCUGAGGAUCUGCGGGACGACCUGAUCGAGAAUGAGCCGGUGCCGGUGCCCGAGGACGGCUCGGGAGACGAGAAGACAUGGAUAUGGUGGCACGAUUUCCGGACCCUCUGUGACUACAACAAGCGCAUUGCAGUGGCCCUGGAGGUGGGGCCAGACCUGCCCUCCAAUCACGUCAUCGACCGCUGGCUGGGGGAGCCAAUCAAAGCGGCCAUCCUGCCCACCAGCAUCUUCCUAACCAAUAAGAAGGGGUUUCCCGUCCUCUCCAAGAUGCACCAGCGCCUGGUCUUCCGCCUGCUGAAGCUGGAGGUGCAGUUCAUCGUGUGGGGCGCUCACCACCACCCCGAGAAGGAGUUCUGCUCUUACCUGCAGUACCUGGAGUACCUGAGCCAGAACCGGCCCCCACCCUCCGCCUAUGAGCUCUUCGCCAAGGGGUACGAGGACUAUCUGCAGUCCCCCCUGCAGCCCCUGAUGGACAACCUGGAGUCCCAGACUUAUGAGGUCUUUGAGAAGGACCCCAUCAAAUACUCCCAGUACCAACAGGCGAUCUAUAGGUGCCUGCUGGACCGGGUGCCUGAAGAGGAGAAGGAGACGAAUGUGCAGGUAGUGAUGGUGCUGGGGGCCGGCCGGGGCCCCCUGGUCAAUGCCACGCUGCGGGCGUCCCGCCAGGCCGGCCGGCGGGUGAAAAUCUAUGCCGUGGAGAAGAACCCCAACGCUGUGGUGACACUGGAGAGCUGGCAGUACGAGGAGUGGGGCUCGCAGGUGACCGUGGUAUCGUCUGACAUGCGGGACUGGACAGCCCCUGAGCAGGCCGAUCUCCUGGUGUCGGAGCUGCUGGGCUCCUUUGCUGACAACGAGCUGUCCCCCGAGUGCCUGGACGGGGCGCAGCACUGCCUGCGGGCGGGUGGCGUGAGCAUCCCCAGCACUUACACGUCCUUCCUGGCACCCAUUUCCUCCUCCAAGCUGUACAACGAGGUGCGCGCCUGUCGGGAGAAGGACCGGCACCCCGAGGCGCAGUUCGAGAUGCCCUAUGUCGUGCGGCUCCACAACUUCCACCAGCUGGCACCACCCCAGCCCUGCUUCACCUUCCACCAUCCGCACCCAGACCCAGACCGGGACAAGAGCCAGUACCGGCAGCUGGAGUUCGCGGUGGAGGUGAACACGGUGCUGCACGGCUUCGCCGGCUACUUCGAGACCACGCUCUACGGCGACGUCACACUCAGUAUCCGGCCAGAGACGCACUCCCCCGGCAUGUUCUCCUGGUUCCCCAUCUUCUUCCCCAUCAAGGACGCGUCUGAGAGCCGCUCAAGCCCGGAGUCUGCCCUGCCCUUCGGGGGUGGGGCACCCCCGGCGCGCUCCAUGGAGCCGGGGGUCUCGAAUCCGCUGCAGGAGCCCAGCUCGGCCGACGCCAUGACGCCCGACGACUUCGACAUUGUCAUCGAAGCCAUGCUGGAGGCGCCUUACAAGAAGGAGGAGGCCCAGGCAGGACCCUCGAAGGCGCCAGCUGAAGCCCCUGCGGCUCAGCCCCCGGAGGAGCAGAGCAAGGAGGUGAAGAAGGAGAGUGCCAGCAGCAGUAGCAGCAGGAAAAAGAGGAGUCGGAGCCGUGAGCACAGACACAGCCGGGACCAGGAGCGGCGGCGGCGCAGUAGCCGGAGCCGGGAGCGCCGGAGCCGCCACAGGAGCCGGAGCCGGGAGCGCCGGCGGGGGAGCCGUUCCCGGAGCCGGGAGCGCCGGCGCGAGGAGAGAGCCCGGUACCGCAGCCCCCCACUCCCCGGGCGCCGGUUUGGACACAGUAAGAGCCCCCUGUACCGGGAGAAAAGCCCCGUGCGGGAGGCACUGGGCAGCCUGAGCCCCGAGGAGCGGGACGCUCGCACCGUGUUUUGCAUGCAGCUGGCCGCCCGUAUCCGCCCCCGCGACCUCGAGGACUUCUUCUCCGCUGUCGGCAAGGUGCGGGACGUGCGGAUCAUCUCGGACCGGAACUCGCGGCGCUCCAAGGGCAUUGCCUACGUGGAGUUCUGUGAGAUCCAGUCGGUGCCGCUGGCCAUCGGGCUGACGGGGCAGCGCCUGCUGGGCGUGCCCAUCAUCGUCCAGGCCUCCCAGGCGGAGAAGAACCGGCUGGCGGCCAUGGCCAGUGCCCUGCAGAAGGGCAGCGGGGGGCCCAUGCGGCUCUACGUGGGCUCCCUCCACUGCAACAUCACCAAGGAGAUGCUGCGCGGGAUCUUCGAGCCCUUCGGCAAGAUUGACAGCAUCGUGCUGAUGAGGGACCCAGACACCGGCCAGUCCAAAGGCUACGGAUUCCUGACGUUCGCGGAGGCAGAAUGUGCCCGCCGGGCGCUGGAGCAGCUGAACGGGUUCGAGCUGGCCGGGCGCCCCAUGCGCCUGGGGCACGUCACCGAGCGGCUGGACGGCACCACGGACAUCUCCUUCCCCGAGGGCCCCGAGGAGACCGAGCCUGGCUCCGGUGGCGGGCUGCAGCUGCUGGCCAAGCUGGCUGAAGGCUCCGGGAUCCAGCUGCCGGCUGCAGCUGCGGCUCAGGCCGCCCUUCAACUGAACGGCGCCAUCCCGCUGAGCGCCCUGAACCCUGCCGCCCUGACAGCUCUGAGCCCGGCGCUGAACCUGGCCUCGCAGACACUGGCAUCCCAGUGCCUCCAGCUCUCGGGGCUCUUCUCCUCCCCGGGCAUGUAGCGACCUCCCCCCCACGGACCCUGGGGCUGGAGUGGGGGCUGGGCUGCCAGGGCCUCCCGCGGAGUCAGAGCUCCAGGGGCAGAAAUGGGGCUGGGGGGGGCACGAGCAACAAACCACCCCCCCUGCCCCGCGGACUUUGCCCUGACCUCGCAGGGGCCCAUCUCGGGGAGCGGGGGCUAAAUGGGGGCACCUGGCUCUGCCCCCUGGCCCUACCCAGCCCCUCCCCCCUGCCAACAAGUGGGUUUUUUUUCUUCUUUUUCUUUUAUUUUCUUUAUGGAAACAAAUUAAAAACAAUUACCACCAAAAAA